Molecule: messenger RNA, 5164 nt
Organism: Bactrocera tryoni
Lineage: Eukaryota; Metazoa; Arthropoda; Insecta; Diptera; Tephritidae
Gene: RhoGAP1A
Product: active breakpoint cluster region-related protein
Exons: 14
Coding region: 500-4786 (1428 amino acids)
Biological process (GO): signal transduction; positive regulation of GTPase activity
Cellular component (GO): membrane
Molecular function (GO): guanyl-nucleotide exchange factor activity; GTPase activator activity
Source: RefSeq, a predicted model, not a curated record
UUGCUAAAUGUGUGAAAACGGAGUGCUAAGCAGAAGUCGGCGAAGAGUAACACAAAGCAAAGCCAACCAUUCGUUCAUUCUGUGGCUGGAACCGUUCAUCGUGGUUGGCAAUUUGCAUUUCGAUUGAGUCGUACUUCGGGCUUUAAUUUUUUUCUAUUUACAACUAGACAAGAUACAAAUAAUGUAAUAGAAACAUAAGCGCUUUACGAUAAUUAGCACAACAAAUAAAUUAAGAAAUACAUGGCUUCUGGUUUUCAGUAGGAGCCGUACAAGACGUGCAAGAAAAUACCCCUUUCUCUAAGUGCAUUUACCUAGAUUGCAGCAGUAUGAUGCACAGAGCGAUAUGCAAGAGAUGCAAGGCCAACAACAAGCACUGACAUUGUAAAUACUGUAACGAUAUGCAAAUAAUUUGUUACAGAAAUAAAUUAAAAUUUUGGUCACCAAUUCAAAAGAGAAAAAAAUAAAAUAAUAUCGCAAAAAAAUCUACGAAAAUAGUAAAAUGAGUGUAUUUAAUGAUUUCCAACGAUUGUGGAUGCAACGUUUUCCACAGAGUUCACUAUCAGAUGCGUGGGAACAAGAUGUGAGAGCCAGCUUAGAACGACACAAGUUAAAAAUUGUUGAGUUGACAAAAGAAUUGGAGCAAGAGCAACUUUAUGUCGAAUAUUUGGAGCGCUUACUGUCAGACGUUGAAAAGUUUCGUGAAUCUGGAGGAGAUCCAACUUCUUUGUUCGAAGCUGCUACCACAUCUAAUACAACACUGCAAGCCGAUACUGAUGCAAGUCAGCUUAGUGGAGAGGAUGCAUGCGCAAUUAAUAUAUCGAAAUCUAGUUUAAAUUUACGUGAAGCCAGCAAUGAUAUCAAAGACAAAAACAACAGAUAUUCACUCAAUACUGACAACAAAUAUGUUGAGGGUGUUGGCGGCAGUAGUAUCAAUACUAGUAGCAUUUCCAAAAUCAGCUCGGGAUCUGCUGAAACCGGUACCGGCAACACUAAAAAUACCAGUGGAAAACAAAGUUUUGAACAAGAAGACAAAGAUAUGGGCACUGAAAAGGAUACUCGUCAGCAAAACGAGAAUGGUGCCCUACAUAAAUGUAUAAAUGAGUUGGCUGCUUCGUUUGGAACAAAUUCUACAAUUAGCGAUAGUGACGCAGUUCGUCACUUACCAUUGGAAGAUAUUGAGGAAUCUGAAAUAACAUCCUCCGUAGAAACUGGACAGAAACCAUUAAAAACAAAUGCACAGAAGGCAUCACACUUUGUUACUGUAAUCGAGGUGAAAGAGAGCAAAACGAAUAUGGAUGCCGACUUGGAUAGUGGACUGGAGGGAAGUGAGUCAGUGCAGAGCACAACGACUCCAACUUUGAGUAGUUUCGAACGUAAAAAUUCAACAAAAGUUGAACCGACUGCGCCACCAUUAUCCCCUGCAUUAACAUCGCCUUCAAUGUCAGCUUCAUCGUAUGCAGCACAUGCCGACAAUAAGAAGAAAAUGCCUCCAAGACCGCCUCCCAAGAAUAUCCGACGCGUCGAGCCACCCACUAUACCUGGCCAACUUUCGUCAUCUCCAAAACGCGAUACACCUUACAUUGGUAGCAGUAUGCCCUUACCUAGCGCAUCUGGAAAUUUGUCAUCAUCUGAUAGUCCUGGGAAUUCACUUGAACGCAAUUUAAAACCAUCAGCCAUUUUGCGGCAAAAAUCACCAGAAUCUAUGGAAGGUAAGGCGCUUACAUCCAACAGGAAAACGACAUCGGAUUUGGGGAAGUUUAAUCCGCCUGAUUUAAUGGAAGAACUGGGACGUAAAGUUGGUAAAUCGGAAAGUCUUGAAAAAACCAAGCGAACGGAUAUGGCAAUAACACAAAGCCCUACUGGCAGUUUGGGACGAACAGUUUCUAUACAAAACAGAAACGUUACAGGUGGUCGUACCAGUGGCACUGCGAUGGGUGUAUCACCCACCGGAAGCUUGAGUAAACCUUCAAAGCUAGCUGUAGCAGAUAGUUCUUCAACAAAUAGCUUGGAAAAGAAAUCACAUUAUUCACUUCAGGCGGCUGACGCAGAAAAUAGCCAAACUCAAGUUGUGGGCUCGAAAGAAUCCCUAGCAUCACAAGGCAUAUCUGAAAUUAUUAAAAGCUACGAAUCAGUUUCAUCUUUGGGCUCUGAUUGUGCAAAGGUUGUAGUGGACAAUGAACCGUAUUAUGACACAGUGCCGCUGGAUAACGGCGAAGGUGAAUAUGUUUAUAUCAAACCUGGCGGUAACGGUUCAUCGUCUAGUCGCGAUGACCUCUCCACACCAGGCAGUACGCUUCCAAUCGGUUCUGCCACACACCUAAGCAGUCAAGCGAGUGUGACAGACCCUGAAUCACCUGGACGCAGCUCAAAUUAUGUGAACAUUGAUUAUUUUCUGCAUCAAAGCAAUGAAACACGUUCAAGCUCUUUGGACAGCGAUGGAGAGUACGAGGGGCCACCAAUAAUGCGAACUAUAUCUCACGACGAGCAAAAUUCACAAACCCCUAGUGCUUUACGCAAGAAUUUAGUUUCAGCAAUACUAGUCUCAGGCAACGCACGAGGCGCUAAAAUACGCUCUAUAUUGAGCAGUAUUAUACAAAGUGAAACAAUAUACGUGGAAUGCCUCAACAAAAUGAUACAGUAUAAGAGAGCAAUUCAUGCCACACUGGGUACAUCACAGCCUGUGAUCAAGGAGGAAGAAGAGAAUACGAUAUUUUUUAAAAUCGACGAACUUUAUGAUGUGCACACACAAUUUCUAAACGAUUUGAAAACGAUAGCGGCGCACGAAGGAGGAGACGUUCUUAUUGGUGAACCCUUCAAACGUCUAGCAGACAGUUUUAACUUGUAUAGCGCUUUCUUGCACAACUACGGCCAGGCAAUUGAUACAGUAAAGAAGUGCAGCGCUAAUAAUCCACAAUUCAAACAAAUUGUCUCAACGAUUGUCGUAAAUUUACAUACCGAACAGUCGCUUACCCUGGAGGAUUUGUUGCAUAAACCUGUGGCGCGUGUACAAAUCAAUGCAUUAGUUUUCAAUGACUUGUUGCGCGAAACACCACCCAAUCAUCCGGACCAUCAGCCAUUGCGACAGGCACAGAAGACCAUACACUUGUUCCUGAAACAAUUCAAUGUGGUGAACCAGCGUUUGUCUACCGAAUCGAAUAAAAAUCUGAGACGCAUGGUGAAGAAUUCUUUCAUUGUUGAAUUGGUGGAUGGGCAUCGUAAGUUGCGGCAUCUCUUCUUGUUCAAUGAUGUGAUCGCCUGUGCCAAGUACAAGGCAUCCGGACGUGACCGAAUUGACUAUGAGCUGAAAUGGUUUAUACCGCUGAAAGAUGUUGUGGUGUUCGAAGAGGCAGACGCCAGUGCUGACCUCAAAGAAUCUAGUCCUGCAAAUAUAUUGCAAUUGAAAACGCAAGCGUGCACAGUACGUGAUCAAUUAUUGCUCGAAGAGAAGGACGAUAAAGGACGAAAGUCCAAUGGCUUGCGUUCGGGUGAUAAAUAUCGCCGCAAAUUGGCUGACUUAGAGUCGCAGCUGGUAUUGGCAUCGCCGAAUUUAGUCUUCCGCAUUGCCAAUAAAGCAACCAAUAAAACAAUAACAUUUUUCUUGAGUUCUGAUUUCGAGCGCACGCAGUGGAUUGAAUCUAUACUGUCGCUGAAGCAAACCUGCAACAUACCUGGAGCGAACACGAUAAACGCUUUAGAGGUGCACGCUUUUAUCGUUGCCAUGCAGAAAGGUAUGAAGACUGAAAUGGGUUCAUAUCUGAUGCGAAACACCAAUGACGAGAGUCUACUAGUGGGCGAUCUGCAUAUGACAGUGCACGGUCUGACGGGUCUUGACCAGCCUGCCGAUUUGUACAUUUGCAUAGAAGUGGAUUCGUAUGGCCACUAUUUCCGAAAAGCCACCACGAAAAUGGUGUGUCGUAGCUUGAGCCCACUUUGGAAUGAAAGUUUUGUAUUAGAGCUUGAGGGCAGCCAGAAUGUGCGAAUUUUGUUGUAUGAAGCACAUGAACGUCCUAAGUUACGAGCCAAACACGUCUUAAAACUUAGUCGUAGUUGGUUGCAAGAGACGCCAUUGCCGCGUAUACUAAAACUUGGCGAGACCAUAACGCUGAAUACCACACUGCGAUUUGUACCCGGCGAAGUAACUUUACGACGUGUGCCAACUUCAAAGCCGGGUGCGCUCUUUGGUGCCAAAAUGAGUCAAAUUUUAAAGCGUGAGAAGCGAGACAUUCCAUUCAUUAUCAGUGCCUGCAUCCGUGAAGUAGAACGACGCGGCAUGUCUGAAGUGGGGAUUUAUCGCGUGAGUGGCUCCGCUUCCGAUUUGGCCAAAUUGAAGAAGUCUUUCGAAACUAAUGCCUACGAGGCUGAACAGCUGCUGAAAGAUGUGGAUAUACACUCAGUUACGGGUAUUUUGAAGUCAUAUCUGCGAGAGUUACCCGAGGCAUUAUUUACCGAUGCUCUCUAUCCGAAAUUUUUUGAAACGUUCAGCGCUUUCAGUAAUAACAACGAGACGGCGCGUAUAAAUGAACUCAUAAAAGUAUUUGAAGAAUUGCCACAGGCGAAUAAAGCAUCUAUAAAUCAUAUAUUGGAUCACUUAAUUCGGGUACAUCAUCAGGAGGCUGACAACAAAAUGUCGCUGCACAAUUUAGCUAUGGUCUUCGGUCCGACGUUACUGCGGCCCGGUCAAACGCAAGCUAAACAGAAAGACUUGCUAGCCUCCAGUACCGUAGAUGUCAUGGCCCAAGCAGGCAUACUCUAUUGCUUCCUGCAGGCGCGUAUUAAAAAGGAUUAAAAUAUUAACUCAUAGGCAAAGUGAAAGUGACUAAUCAGAAAUAUUGUAAAAUGCAUAUAUUUUUGUAGCAAGCAAAGGGCCUUUGUAUGCAUACGCAUAACCUGCGUGAGAGAAAUUAUUCUUAUAACUACGUAGCUUCCAUUGUAUUUAUACAGGCAUAUGCAAAACGGUGCAAACGUCGACAAUUCGCUAUUGCGCAAAUGGUGAAAGAAGCGGAAGAGUUUACGAAAUAUUGCAAAAAAAAAAAAAACAAAAUGAAUCAAAGAAAUUAAGAACAUUGCAAUUGUAUGGCGCAUAAAAGUUUCCCUAGGGUGUAUGCAGCAAGAGAGAAUUUUUGGCAGAUGUGUGCCGAAAAAUAUAAUUUUUAUAGUCGAUACA